This is a messenger RNA of Bipolaris maydis ATCC 48331, 209 nucleotides long. The record is from RefSeq and is a predicted model, not a curated record. NCBI's taxonomy places the organism in Eukaryota, Fungi, Ascomycota, Dothideomycetes, Pleosporales, Pleosporaceae.
CGACCUUCCUGUUACAAGUGCCUGCAGCAACGUUGCGUCCGCAGUAAGACCAUGGUUCGAGCAAAAAAGACGUUUGCAUUUGUAACUGUCUCAUCCACUCUCAUCAUCCACACUGUCCCGACGGCUCGGACAACGCGGAGAGGGCGGAGCGGCGAGGAGGCGCCGAGCCCUGUGACGCUGCCGUGGGGACUAUUGGCUGCGUAUAGUAU